Messenger RNA from Rhinichthys klamathensis goyatoka, 1799 nucleotides. RefSeq names its product coiled-coil-helix-coiled-coil-helix domain containing 3b (gene chchd3b). Bases 154 to 1767 code for a protein of 537 amino acids. Gene Ontology annotation, biological process: inner mitochondrial membrane organization. NCBI's taxonomy places the organism in Eukaryota, Metazoa, Chordata, Actinopteri, Cypriniformes, Leuciscidae. Gene Ontology annotation, cellular component: mitochondrion; MICOS complex. The transcript is spliced from 9 exons. The record is from RefSeq and is a predicted model, not a curated record.
CCUCAGGGUGUGAGACUGAGUGGGAAGGGCCGGACUGAACACGAGCUUUCGGCAGAUAUUGAAGCCCGUACUGAAUUUCCCAUCAGAUAAAUCCCGUUUUUUGUAUUUUAUUUACAAUAAUUAUCACAUGAUUAAACUAUAGAGGUCGCAGUGAUGGGAGGCAACAGCAGCUCGCGCCACGUUUCCCUCGAUGAGGCCGACGAGGUUACAUUCGUAAAGGGCAUUCGGCUUUCAGAGAGAGUGAUUGAUCGAAUGAAGGAGUCUCCACCUGUGGUUCGCCCACAAGCGCCAACCAGAUCAUCAUCGACUCCUCCGGCUGAGUCUUCAGUUCCAGAUGAACGUAAUGUACCCAUAAUGCCUCAUUCUCCUUCAUAUGCCAGUGCUUUGGUCCCUCCUCCUCUUUGGGAGCCAAUAACACCUUUAGUGCCGCCUGUGACUGAGGAAACAUCUACACCUCCUUCAUUUGUUCAGUCACCUGAGGGUCUUCCAAUUCCUCCACCUACCAGUACUGAGCAUGUAGGUGUACCCGAUCCUCAACCUGGAUCUGCUAACAUACCUGUACCUGAUCCUCAACCUGGAUCUGCUAACAUACCUGUACCUGAUCCUCAACCUGGAUCUGCUAACAUACCUGUACCUGAUCCUCAACCUGCUAAACCCAUAAAUGCUCUUUCACGAGCCUCAAGUGAACCAAUAACCGCUCCUCCAUUAGUUGAAUCAACCAGUGCACCUGUUGAACCCUUAAUACCCCCUCCUGUCACAACCUCUACUACUGAACCUGUAACCAAUCCACCUUCACUAACCACAAACCCACUUACUGAGCCUGUAACAUCUUUAGAGUCCUCCAUUGAACCUGUAGUUGUACCGAUUGAACCCGUAGAGACUCCGUUCUCCUCUACUUUAGCAGCUGAAGCAAUAUCUGCCGACCCCAUAGAGUUACCUGUACCUUCACCUGCUGAGCUUGAGACUUCACCCUUCCCAAUCUCCAUACCUGAUCCCGUUUUAUCUGUCAUGGAGGAGUCUACUGUGUUACCAUCUGGAUCUGCGUCAGAUGUGGUUUUGCCUGGUGAAAUGCCUUCCAAGACACCUUCAACUGAAAAACCUCCUGUUGUUCCUUCCUUAAUCGACCAAGUCGAGGUCUUUCCACCACAAACACAUAUUGUGAAUGAGGAAAAGCUCAGGAAGCAGAUCAGAGAAGAUCUCCAGAAGCUCCUGAACGAGGAGAUGAAGAUGGCAGAGCGUAAUAUGCGACAACGUCUGGAGGAAGAGAAAGCUGAAGCGAAGGCCCAGGCUCACGCCGCAGCCCGACUCCAGGUUCAGGACGAGGUCCAGAAGGUUCUGGAUCAGGAGAAGCCGUCUUAUCAACAGACUCUGGCAGAUGCCAUCAGGAGCGAGCAGUUGAACGUUCAGGAUGAUCGUCUCAUAACUCAGUAUUAUUGGAUGGAGAGGAAGGCUCAGAAGCUGGAAGAGAAGGAGAAAGAUCUGGAAGAUCAGGAGUCUCUGUUCCAGAAGCAGAUCGCCAAGAUGCAAGAAAAGGCGGCUCAAUUCACCAAAGUCACAGCUGAAAAUCACAGGAAAGGCUUAGAAGAUGCAAACAGCCGCUUCAGGCGAUACCAAAUCAAGCCAGUGUGUUUGGAUCUACAGAGUCAGAUAAUGAAGUGUUACUCUGAGAAUAAAGGUCAAACUAUGAGCUGUUCCAACAUCGCAUCGCUGUACAUUCAGUGUGUGGACCGCGCCAAACAGGAUAAAAAGUUGAGCACUGGAGGUUAACUCACCGGCCUGACCAUCAGAUCUACAGUGUC